Drosophila virilis is the source of this 1939-nucleotide messenger RNA. RefSeq names its product mini-chromosome maintenance complex-binding protein. The record is from RefSeq and is a predicted model, not a curated record. Lineage: Eukaryota; Metazoa; Arthropoda; Insecta; Diptera; Drosophilidae. Gene Ontology annotation, molecular function: chromatin binding. Gene Ontology annotation, biological process: DNA-templated DNA replication.
UUCCAUCACUAUCAUUGCAAUUUGGCGCGCACGCGACAGCAACAGACGGUAAUUAUUUGUUUAUUUGUGCGAUGCCUUGUAACACGGAAUUGCCGAGCUCUCCGGAGGAGCUGACGAAUCAAGACAGUGCCCGCUGGAAAGAAUUACUCAACGACUCCACAAAAUGGCACUCCAUUCCGCUGCUAAAUCACACGCCACUGCACAAAUUGCGGGAUCAGGGACUGGUGCGUUUUCGCGGCAUGGUGCAGGACAUGAUGGAUCCAGAAAUCUAUUUGGAGCGCUACGAGGUGAAAUCAGCCGACGGUAGCACACGUCUACAGCCAGGCAAAUAUCGCGAUUGUCUUCGCCUGGGCAAGGAUGAGCAACUGGACUACCAAGCCGAGAGCAAUGUGCAUGGCGAGCGGCGUACAUUGUUCGUUGUGUCGGUACCUGGCUUAAAUGACUGGGCCAAAGAGCAUGAAAAACUAUGUAACCCUCAAACGGAGAACCCAACAAGUCAACAGACUGGGGUUGGAAAUGGUAUAAAACGCUCGCUUGAUGAACAGGAAGACAUGGAAGUAGACAAAGCAGAUGAAUCGAGCGGCAUUAGCUCACCCAAAAGGCAAUGUGUGGCAGUUGAGCCUAAAGCGGAAACUACCGCCAGCAGCUCCGCCGUGCUAGGCACUGACUAUUUGCUCAACUCGCCGCUGCCCGAUCGUCCAAGCAUGGCCUGCAUGAUAAAGGUAUACGAAGAUUUUGACAAGUACACGCUUAACUCUCUUAUGGAUUUCGUGGGCUUUCUGUCCGUGGAUCCAGCGCUGGACGCAUCCACGCUUGAUGUUGAGGCCAUGAGGGAUGUGGAAAGCUUAAGUGAGCUACAGGCACAGAAUCCAUCGCCGUUCCUAAUACCACGCUUGCAUGCCUUUGGCGUCAAGUCGUUGUGCCAUGCUAAUCCGCUGCUGGAUCAGAGUCUGCAGCAGCCCGCAAUACCAGAGCUGGGAUUGACGCAACAAUCCCUGGAAACUGUACACAAGGACCUGCGAAUGCUGCUUAAGCUCUGCCUAUUUGAGGACGAGCUUGCCGCCGAAUAUUUGCUCUGUCAUCUCAUCUCUACGGUUUAUAGCCGCUCCGAAAUGCAGAGCAUAGGUAAAUUUGCACUAAACAUCUGCAAUUUGCCCAAGGAAUGCAUGCAGCAGUACACAACAAAGCUAUACGAGGUGCUUGAGCUACUGCUACCCGCCAGCCACUAUCUACCCAUGACACUGGACACCAUGAACACGGCCGCCUUUGCACCAAAAAAGGAUUACGAGACAAACAAGCUGGUUUCUGGACUGCUGCAGCUGGCACCCCACACGCAUUUGCUGCUGGACGAGACACGCAUGCAGCAGGGCAAGCUGGAGGCAAACGGCGUGCAUGCCAUACAGCAUCUGGCCAAUCUGAUCAACAAUCAGCAGUUAAAGUGCGACUUUCAGUAUUAUCAAAUAGACUACAACGUUGAUAUUCCGGUGCUGGUGCUCAGCGAGGGUCGCAGCAUGUUGCCGAGCGACUUUGUGCUGCCCAUUAAUGCCGAUGGCAAGGCUGUCGAGCUGUAUGAGGAAUCUCUGAAGGCAGCUCUGCACUAUUUGCAGCCGGCGCGGCUGCAGCAGUUCCGCAACUAUUUGACCAUGUCGAGGAUCACCCAAUUCAGCGUGAGCGAGGAGCAUACGGAAAUGAUACAGCAGCACUUUGUGGACAUGCGCAAGGCGAAUGUGAAGAGCAAUGCUGAUGAUUUGCAUGGUCUGUUGGUUUUGUCGCGUCUUUUGGGCAUUGCGCGCGGCAACGGGGCGCUGGAUAAGGAAACCUGGCACCUGGCCACCGAGUUUGAAUCAAAACGUCGCCAGCGGCUGCAAGCAUUGCCCAAGUCAAGCGUUCCCAUGCGCAAUUAGGUACCCCCCAAUUCAAUACAUAUAUAUUUAUUUAA